Porites lobata is the source of this 7960-nucleotide messenger RNA. The record is from the annotation of a GenBank genome assembly. Lineage: Eukaryota; Metazoa; Cnidaria; Anthozoa; Scleractinia; Poritidae.
CUUAAGUCCCCCAGUGUCGAGUCCUUUAUUCGGGCAUCAACAACAAGCAAUUCAGUGAAAUGUCUCGCUGUGUAUUUGAACCUCACAAAUGCAUGUCAAACGCUGGACGAUGUAAGCAAAGUAAAGGCUCAAGUCCCCAAGAUAGCUCUUGUCACCCUUGUGAAUGAAUCUACACGUACGUUACAAGAGCUUGCCGGAAAUGUACAGAAUGCAGGUUAUUCUGUGCUGAUAUAUUUUGCCGCAUCUUAUGCCAUAGCGACAGUGAACAACAGUAAGAACGAAGUGUUAAUUCCAGUGGCAAUUGAGGACAUGACGGGACCGUGGACUGAUGAUUCAUGGUAUUCAACACUUUCGAAUGCAGAUCUAACUUAUGUUGAAAUUUUCGCCUAUACAGAUGAACUGACGAAAAUGAAAUCUUACUUAAAGAGACUAUAUUUUUGGUUUCUUAUUGGCCCUUUAAUUACACUCGAGUGGAUAAGGCGUACAAGGAAAUUUUGUUGGAUGUCUGACAGUCAAGAUGAUCAACGAGAGGCGGAAGAGCGAACAACUGAAAACGAAAGUGAAAUUCGAACCAUGGAAGAAGGUGAAAAUGGAACUGAGGAGUCACGUCAACUUUUGCCCCCAAAUUACCAAGGCUCUUCUGUUAACCAAAGAAGCUGCGAGGAACAACCGUUACUUGACGUUGAAUAUACAAGACAACCCCGACGCAUUGGAAGGGUGAAAAGUUUGAAAAAGUUCAUUUACAAAGGGGUAUUGUGUUUUUCUUACCUAAUACUUAUCAUUGCAGCUCUUCCGAUUGGAAUAUCUAUUGGAGGUUACUCGUUUUUUAGAUUUGAUCACAGUGCAUUCCCCGUGUCAGUUUUAAGAGGUUCCGGAGUAAUAUCCUUCCUCUCCGACCUGCAACAAAAAUUAUGCCGCAUGGACUUAUACGGAUGUAUUGCGUUUCUUCUAAUUGUUUUUCUGUGGUCACCUAUUCAGAUAUUUUAUUUCUUACUGUACAGUCGGUUAGCUUGUACUUCCACUUGGGUUGUUCCUAUCAAUGUUUUAAAACUUAUUCGUAGCGACUGGUUUGCUUCAAAUAUUUCUUUGCUGGUUUUAGCUGUAGUGGUCCCUUUAUGUACCUCAACAUACAAUUUUGUCGCUUUCGCAGGUUACAACACCGUUUGCACAAUGUGUAAUCUGCUUUUCGUAAUCAUUUUAAACAAGCACAAGUUUGUCACGCGUUACGUUUUCUACAUAAGCGUGUGUAUGAUUUUUGCGUAUCUGGAAAGCAGCAUCGUUGCCGUGUUUUAUUUUGUUCUCAAUUCCGAAGGAUCCUUAAACAACUUAAAACUAACUGCCCUUCGCACUGUGGCGAUCGGACUUACUUUGAAAGUGAGUUUCAGUUCUUCCAUGCACAUCAUACGGAAACUCAAUAAGCCGGUAGAAUCGCUGUUUGAGGGACUUUCGGAGACGUAAACCAACCUUCCCAAGUUUUAGUGGUUGCGUUCUCCGGCGUCUACGGUUUUACUGAAAACUGAAACAACGGUUUGUGAAGUGAUCAUGGUGCAUAGUAUAAAAAUAAAGUUAAAUCAGAAGAGCCAAAGAAAGUUAGGAUACUAUAGAAGUAAAUUUUGCUCUGACAUGUGUACAGCGAUCAAAUGCGCCGGCUUAUUGGGCGGUUGUAAUUACUAAAUUUAAUCAAUCGAUUUCCAAUCAAGAGCCGUUAAAGCAUACAGUCUAACCUCUCCUUACGGACACCUCUAUUAUAUGGACAGUUCGUUCGGUCCUCGAAAUGCCAAAAAUGAUACCGUUCCCUACAUCUAUAAUACGGACACCUCUGUAAAGCGGACACUUGGUUCUGUCCCUUUGGUGUCCGUAUUAAAGAGGUUUGACUGUGUUUUAGAAGACCUAAAAGGGUCCAGCUUCAGUUCCUAACUCGGAGCCUUUCAAGGGGCCUUUUUAGCUUGUAUGGUUUGUUAACCCAUUUCAUGCCACGUGACGUUACCCCAUAGAAUUGUUUCUUUCAAAUUUCUUUAAAUAACCGCAUAUGUAAGUACAAUUUAUGAAAGAACCUAAAGAACAUCACGUGACCUGAAGAGGAAGCAAAGCAUACAGACCAAAAAGGUGUCUGUUUUCCAUGAUUAUAACCAACCAUUUCCGACUCUCAGCGCUCCCCCGGAAAGCCUGUUCCAGGCUCCGAGAUUGUCGGGUCCGUGAAAUUGAGAAAGUGCGAACACUAUGGGAGAGCCUGGAACAGGCUAAGCUCUCUCGGCUCUGACUCGUGCCCGUUUUUCUCCAUUUGGAUCGCAAACGCGACCGAAGAAGCGCGAGGGGUGAUGGGAAGGAGGAAACGAAAGGGCACAUGACGGCAAGGUACUUCUUGGUCAAAUAGGCCCGAUGAAAUGGCCCAUUUUCCAAGUUUCAAAUUUCACCUUAGUCCUCCAUUAAUCAUCCGCCAUCUUGAAAGCGGAUCUGCCAGUAACUAUUGAUUGGAAAAGAGUUUACUUGCUAUCUUUCUUAGCGUAUAGCGUUAGAAUCCAAACUUAUGGAAUUUCAGUUCAAAAUGAACUAUAUUGCGGAAUUUUAAUACAAACGAGAAACUUUUUAGUUUUGACGUGGUUGAAUCAGAUAAAUGUGCUUUCUGCCAAACUGAGGUUGAACCAUCGAGCAUUUACUCUUUUCCUGGAAAGCAUCUCUGAUUUUGAAAACAUGCCUUGAAGAUUGUCGUUUUUCUCUUUGUAACUGUAUUAGAAGGUAAUUAGUUUAUAUCAUCUUAUAUCUAUGUUAAACCAUACAUUUGUCUAGUUCUAUUUUUUCUCUUGCUGUAGUCGUAUAUUACUGAUUAGGCAUUGUUUUUAUAUGUGUAUUUUGUAUUGUUGUGAAGGCCAGAAGUUAGAUAACUCAUUGGCUUAUUACGUCACCUUCGUUAAAUAAAGAAUAUUGUAUUGUAUUGUCCUGGUUGCAAGAUGAUAAUAUGAUUGUUGAGAACUUAAAAAAAGAGGAUUCAAUCUUCGAUAAAUUUGAUGUUAAAGAAGUUAAUCAAUCACGGCUUACUACUUGGGAAGUAUCAAUAUAUUUAUUAACAAAAAUGUCAAAAGGGUAUGCCCUCCCUUCAGUGAUUCAUUUCCAGGACUAGGCGUAUUUACCAACUUUGAACUUUAUAUUGCCAGGAAAAAGGGCCAUCUAAGUAACUGGGAAAAGUUAAUCAAUCGUCUUAACAAUUGAAUAUUGUAUUUGAAUGUAAAGAUGUUGUAUUUUCUAUAGACUUAGAUAAUGGUUUGCUUGUUUGUGCAGUUUAGGUUUAGGUAGUAGGUGUGACUAUUUGCUAUUUUUAUUUCUUUUAUUUGGUUUUAUUUCUUUUUGUUUUUGUUUUUCCUUGUUAGAUUCAGUAAGUGUACUCUGUAAAAUGAAAAUUCCAAAUAAAAACUAAAAAAUAGCGAAAAAAGAAAGAAAAGAAGAAAACACAGGAUCUACCAGUGGUCUCCUGUCUUUCCUCCUUCCCAUCACCCUUCUGUGUCCCCUGCGCUUCUCUCGUGAAUAUCAAUAGGAGACCGAGAGAUGACUGGGAACGAGCCAAGGCUAAGCAGUAAGAAAAAGGGUUCAUUUGUAAAAGCUGAAUAUGCCACUGAUACGAAAUGUCGUGGAUAGUAACUGUUGUUUUCAUGAUGUACAGCGUGAGUAUGAGGGUUCGAGUGGAGUUCGACAGCGCUUUUUAUAAUACAUAUAUUUUGAAGACAAACAUAACUGUAAUGUAUAGUAUUUGUUAAAGAAGGAGCCCGGGGAACACAGUCCCCAUGUUACUCUGUGAUAAAAUAAGACCUGCAGGGCCGUGAAAAAUACUUUUAGGCCUGUCCCCCUUAUCAGAAUGUUUGUAAUUCUUUGUGACCUUCAGGUCUUGAACAAGUCUAACAUAUCAUAAAUGCUGUUCGUCUUAGGUCAACGAAGCUUGAUUAGAAAUAAAACGCAAACUACGGUGACAAACUUGAGGGGUACAGAUUUCACCUCCCCCGUGACUACUCGAGGAGGAAUCAUGGAAGUUCCCGCGUGUAUAAGAAAUUAGAAAGUACGAAUAUAAGAAAAAGGAUUGUUUGUAGUAUGCGAAGCGUUCCCAAUUUGAUGAUGGGUAGUGGGCAAGUUUGGUACUGGCUAGGUUUUAGUAAUUUUGUCGCCAGAAUUGGUUAUUAACCAGAAACAAUCUGUUAAGUCUUGUGUGUGUUACUUGUGUAAAAAAGGUGAAAGGUGAAGCAACCUUAUUUUAUGUCUUUAUUUCUUUAUUUUCUUUAUUGAUAAAUAAGUACUCAAAGCACAAGUUAACGAUAAUAAGAUGCCAAAGCCAGAGGCUUAUAUGGCGUAGGUCAGAGAGUUACAAUGUGCUGCUAAGUUUCAAUGAGAAUAAAUAAUUAAUUACAAGAUUUACAAAGAAAAGGCAAACUAAUACAACAUAUAAGGAAUUGUUACUGCGUAUAAAGCAAAAUAAACAUAACAAUUAAUGAUAGUGUGCAAAAAGUAAUAAAGAAAAGAGUUUGAAGGUAGAAAAAUUUGAGUUCAACUUAGUUUAAACUUAUAAUGAUUGAAAAUAAUCUCUCAGUUUAUGUUUAUAACUAGAAAGAGUAAGUGAAUUACGAAGUGAGAGAGGAAUGUCAUUCCAAAUUUGAGGAUAACUCAUGACAGUAAUAACUGACAAACUCGAGGUCGGACGGUGCGCCGGCUCAUUAUAACCACCCCCUACCAUCAAUGCUCUGUUUUAAGGGUAUUUAAAGCUAGUCAAAGCUACUCAGAAAGGAGAGAAGUUGAAGUAAGAAUGUUAUGUCACCGGGCACCGAACUCGGAUAACUCUUAACCUCCAGCACCGAAGGCUGCGCACUAACCAACUGUGCUGUGCCGCCCUUGCUCCCUUGGUGUGUGACUGGGUGUGACGUAAUACAAUAUGUUUGUUCUGAUUGGACGGAAUAAAGCGUUCGCGGGAAUUUGAGCGUCUAAAAGUAAAAAGAUACGGGCAAAGUUUGUCUCCUAGGGUUUAUAUGGGAAAUUAACACUCCAGGUCAUGGGCUCCAGCACCGAUGCUCUGCUCCUCCUAAGAUCGAGGCUCCCGCUGGGUAUUCCAAUAAAAACAGCAAUAAUCUUUUCCUCCCAUAAUCCCCAACGCUCUUUCUUUUUUUCUCUCUCCCCGGGCUCCCUAGGACACAAAGGGGCUUUGCGGAGGAGGGAGACACGGAUAAACCUAAUCUUCAUUCAAUCUUAAUUAUAAACUUUCAAGUUCAUUUUCUUCUAUUAAAUUCAUGUAAUCAUAAUAAUCCAUACACAUUCUUCAUAGUAUUUAAAAUUUCUUUAGAGUAUUUUUGGAUGUUUUGCGGUAUCAUAACUGUUUCAUUUAAAUUAUUUUCUUUAAAUUCAAUUUUAUAUUUUUGUAUAUCAAUUCAAAUCAAAUAUUUUAUUUUCUACAUUUAACGAUAAAAAGCAACGCUAUUAAAACAUGACGUUUCGGCAACGACGUGUCCCCAUUAUCAAAUGCAAAUGAAAGUAUAUAUAGGGAACGAAGGUGUGAAACACAAGUUUAAUAAAUUUGAAGAACAAAAGAAUGAAAUAAUUAAGUCAGUGGUAUUUAUAUUGGUAUUUAAAAAAAAAGUGUUUCUGGGAAACCCCAAACUACGAAAGCCAAGGAGGGUCUUCCGACUUCUGACUUCCGACUUCCGAUUUCCGACUUCCGACUUGCCACUUCCAACUUCCGACUUCUAACUUCCGACUUCCGACCUGACUCCUCUGUCAGGCUCAAUUGCCGCUCGAUCCGCCACGCGGGUAUUAAUGCUUAAGGUCAAGGCUCAGUAGAAGGAACGGUUGUACCGAUCUAGCCACAAAAGAGCGUGACAACUAAAGUUGCUCUUGUAAAAGCAACUAAACACAAAGCCAAUCAGGCAACUGAUGAGGUUCGCUUGGGGAACCGAAACCAUGGUCUUGCCUGAUCACAAAGUGGCAACAUUGAUAACAAAACAGUCCAAACGCUGUUAAGCUUAUUAAAAUGCUAUAACCAAGUAAGGAAAUACGCGGUCCAGUCAAAAGACUCACAUUUUCUUUAGAAAAACCCUAAGCAGGAAUCUACUGAGUCACAAUGCAAUUCUCCAUAGUUGAUGCAGCUUCAUUUUAAGCUGCACUUCAUUCUUAUCACUUUGGAUCUGUAAAUCACUAUCCGUGAUAAUUUAACAUUCUGCAAAGAAAACUAACGAGCUGGGCCCAGCGUGAUACAGCAUUGCAUGUUCACGGACUAAAAACAGUCACAUAGUUAUUCAGGUCCAGAAGGCACUUUGGAGAAAAUUAGAGCCCUUACUCGGCCGUAAUAAAAAGCUUUAAAGAAUAUGCUCUUGCAUAAGAGGGCAAAUCCUGCCGACCAGAAACAAAAACUACAGUAAAUCGAUAUGUGUGCCAUGACCUCUCAAUGUGAAAUAGGCGGCUUAACCAGAACCUUCUACAGCAUAAUCUACCCAGCAGCAGGAAAAAAAAAAGGUUUUGGAACAAGCAGCAUUUUAGUAUAACGUAAAAGUCAUGCAGGCUUACCACCGCCUUUCAUUGCUACAGAAGUUGGAAGUAGGAAGUCGGAAAUCGGAAGUCGGAAGUCGGAAGUCGGAAGUCGGAAGACCCUUCUCGGGUAAACAUAAUGCUCAAACAACAUCUUGUUCUCGUUACAAAGAUGUCGGGAAAGUGCUUCGUAAUCGGCAGCUGCAUUUGCUUCCUAGUCGUAUCCUUUAUUAUUUUAUCCGCAGGUGUAGGUUUUCUAUUGUUAUAUAUGGGCAACCUGUAUGACAGCAUGCCGAACGUUUUUGACAAUGGAGAAUUUGUCUUGAUUCUGUGGCCAGUGCAGGGGGAGACGAGAUUUCGUCAUUACUCUAAUAACUCUUAUUCAAAGGAACUUACAGCUGAACUUAAGUCCCCCAGUGUCGAGUCCUUUAUUCGGGCAUCAACAACAAGCAAUUCAGUGAAAUGUCUGGCUGUGUAUUUGAACCUCACAAAUGCAUGUCAAACGCUGGACGAUGUAAGCAAAGUAAAGGCUCAAGUACCCAAGAUAGCUCUUAUCACCCUUGUGAAUGAAUCUACAUGUACGUUACAAGAGCUUGCCGGAAAUGUACAGAAUGCAGGUUAUUCUGUGCUGAUAUAUUUUGCCGCAUCUCAUGCCAUGGCGAUAGUGAAGAACAUAAGUAAGAACAAAGUGUUAAUUCCAGUGGCAAUUGAGGACAUGACGGACCAGCCGCCUGAUUAUUCAUGGUAUUCAACACUUUCGAAUACAGAUCUAACUUAUGUUGACAUUUUCGCCUAUACAGAUGAACUGACGAAAAUGAAAUCUUACUUAAAGAGACUAUAUUUUUGGUUUCUUAUUGGCCCUUUAAUUACACUCGAGUGGAUGAGACGUACAAGGAAAUUUUGUUGGAUGUCUGACAGUCAAGAUGAUCAACGAGAGGCGGAAGAGCGAACAACUGAAAACGAAAGUGAAAUUCGAACCAUGGAAGAAGGUGAAAAUGGAACUGAGGAGUCACGUCAACUUUUGCCCCCAAAUUACCAAGGCUCUUCUGUUAACCAAAGAAGCUGCGAGGAACAACCGUUACUUGACGCUGAAUAUACAAGACAACCCCGACGCAUUGGAAGGGUCAAAAGUUUGAAAAAGUUCUUUUACAAAGGGGUAUUGUGUUUUUGUUACCUAAUACUUAUCAUUGCAGCUCUUCCGAUUGCAAUAUCUAUUGGAGAUUACUCGUUUUUUAGAUUUGAUCACAGUGCAUUCCCCGGGUUUUUGAGAGAUUCCGGAGUAAUAUCCUUCCUCUCCGACCUGCAACACAAAUUAUGCCAGACGGACUUAAACGGAUGUCUUGCGUUUGCUAUAAUUGUUUUUCUGUGGUCACCUAUUCAGAUAUUUUGUUUCUUACUGUACAGUCGGUUAGCUUGUACUUCCACUUGGGUUGUUCCUAUCAAUGUUUUAAAACUUAUUCGUAGCGAC